This is a messenger RNA of Pneumocystis murina B123, 237 nucleotides long. RefSeq lists its product as hypothetical. Lineage: Eukaryota; Fungi; Ascomycota; Pneumocystomycetes; Pneumocystales; Pneumocystaceae. The record is from RefSeq and is a predicted model, not a curated record. The transcript has 3 exons. Bases 1 to 237 code for a protein of 78 amino acids.
AUGAAACAGACAUGGCUUGAUCGUGUUUUGAAUCAGAAAUUCUUCUUAUACACAUUUGUUGUAGUUAUUACAUUGGCAGUCGCUGUUCAUAUAUGGUCUGAUAAAAUUUGUUCUCCAGAUGAAUGGUCAGAUGAGAUGUUAAGAGAAUGGCUUCAAAAGAAUCAUAUUUUUUUUGAAGAAACGGAUAGUAGAGGAGUUCUGAUAAAAAAAGUAAAAAUAUCAUUAAAGAAGCCAUGA